Messenger RNA from Phaeodactylum tricornutum CCAP 1055/1, 812 nucleotides. RefSeq lists its product with no specific name. The transcript has a single exon. NCBI's taxonomy places the organism in Eukaryota, Bacillariophyta, Bacillariophyceae, Surirellales, Neidiaceae. Bases 1 to 636 code for a protein of 211 amino acids. The record is from RefSeq and is a predicted model, not a curated record.
AUGAUCGUCAUGGGAAGAAUUUCUUUUACUGUUUGUUGCUGGCUGAUUUUGCCGAUCACGGCCUUUCAAGUCUCCAGAAACCUUUUGACCAAAUCAGUAAGAGAUCGUCAAGAUGCGGUGCUAUGGUCGACAAGAAAAGAUUUUGUCGCAACUAUGACGGGUGCUUCUUUGGUCCUUGCUACGAUCGGAGCUUUUCCUCUGGAGCCGGCUGUGGCAUCAGGAGGUGCGACGGCGGGGGGAGUGUACCUUUUGUCAGCCAAACAGCGCUACAACGAUCGCGUUAGCAAGGGUGUCGCCGGAUUUUUGGCACUUGGGGCUGCAUUGGAAAAUGGUGAUAUCGAUUCAGUCAGGGCGUUCUUUGCUAGCGAAGAGGUCGGAUCAUGGAAAGAUUUUAGUGCCGCAGGAUAUCUGCUUGCUAAUGCCUUUCGCCGCAACUCUUCUGCUGCUCCCGAUACUCUCCCAAGCGUCAAGAAAUGGAAGGCGUAUACCGCUGAGGUUGAAAACAUGAAUAAGGCUUUGAAAAAAAAGGACACGAAAAAAGCGCUUGAUUCCUACGCAGUGGCUUCGCUCGCCUUAGAUGAGUAUUUGGAGAAAGUCGAGCUCCCGCCCGGAAAAGAUCUCCUGGUUGCAAGCUAGCGCUUUUGAUCCAUUUAUCCAAUCCGGCGAUGUAAUAACGCUUGAAUGCUUGCGCGUGGCUACGUAUUUAUCACUCUGCGACAAGUAAACGAUUUGUAUGGGAGACGAAGUCGGCCCUACGUCAACUGCCUCAUAUUCAAUCGUUAGAAAUAAGCUUGAAUUUUCGAAAGCUCUGU